UGCUCCAAAUGCAGAUACUCAUCCACUGAGUAAAGCAUUGGGAGAGAAGAUUGGUGGUUUUGUGGAACAGUACAUAGAUGCAAUGGAGAAGGUGAAACUAAAGCAAGGCUUGAAGAUUGCUAUGACCAUAUCUGGAGUAGGAAAUGCUUAUCUGCAAGAAAGCCAGUUCUGGAAGCUCUACAGGGAGGAUCGACCUUCUUGUUCCGUGGUCAUGAAAACUUCUCUCGGAUUAGUGUGCUUAAGCAGCUCGAUUUGCCACUUGAAACGCAAUUUUCGCUCUCUGAUGAAAAGAGUGACGAACGCCACGCCAUUGUUUAGAGAAAUGAGAGAUGAAGAAGUGGAGCUAUUCAGACAGAGGUUUGCUGGAAGUCAAGCAGAUAGGCUUGCUAGGGCAGAAGGAGAAACCAAAAAAUUAUCUCAAAAACUCAACGAGACUAAGAUUUGA
Molecule: messenger RNA, 445 nt
Organism: Salvia splendens (bonfire salvia)
Lineage: Eukaryota; Viridiplantae; Streptophyta; Magnoliopsida; Lamiales; Lamiaceae
Product: probable methionine--tRNA ligase
Exons: 5
Coding region: 83-445 (120 amino acids)
Biological process (GO): methionyl-tRNA aminoacylation
Cellular component (GO): cytosol; aminoacyl-tRNA synthetase multienzyme complex
Molecular function (GO): methionine-tRNA ligase activity; ATP binding
Source: RefSeq, a predicted model, not a curated record